Molecule: messenger RNA, 2697 nt
Organism: Purpureocillium lilacinum
Lineage: Eukaryota; Fungi; Ascomycota; Sordariomycetes; Hypocreales; Ophiocordycipitaceae
Source: RefSeq, a predicted model, not a curated record
AUGGCCGAAAAUUUUGUGUCCCAGUUCAAAGACCCGCAUACUCCCUUGUCUUCCACCACGGGCCUCAGCUCCAACGAGCACUUUGUUGACGCCCAGCAACACCAACUUUCACAGCAGCAGCAACACCCAACCGCCUCGUCGUUGUCGUCGUCGUCGCAGCCGCAGCCGCAGCCGCAGCAGCACCCUCAUUUUUACGGCCAGCAGUCGGCCGGCGUGAGGCUCCCGCCGCUGCAGACCUCGUCCGACGUCGCUCUCGGCGGCUCGCCCGUCUUUGAUGCUCGUCACCAGCACCCUGCGACGCCCAUCGACUUUGCCGACGCCGCUGCAGUCAGCCGCUCCCAGAGCCAACGCUUCGACCCGUCGGUCCACCACCUAACUCAGCAGCACCAGCAGCAGCACCCCCAGGUCUACGGCAUCGCCUCCGGCUCCAUUGACGACCUGCCGGGCACGGCGAGCUACCAGCCGUCGCCAAUUGCAACAAACGCUCCUGAGAAGCGGUCCACCCGCAAGCUGUUCAAGGGCAUCUUUGGCUCGGGCCGGAGCUCUCACGACCCCGCGCCUCAGCAGCAGCACGGCCACGCCCACCAGGUCUCCUACGACAACACCGCAGGGCUCGCACGAAGGCCGUCGAAGAGGGUGAGCAAUCCUCCCAUCAAGACUGGAAGCCUGCCGCCGGCCACGCAGCAGCAGCAGCCACCGUCUGGCUCUGAUCGCGACUGGUACCAGGGCCCGCCCAGCCAACAGCCCUCACCACUGCACGACCUGGGCGAGGUGGACGAGUACCCGUAUUCUGCGCAAGAGUCUAACGCCCACAUCCCUCCGCAGGACUCGAGACUUGUUUACCCGAGCACAACCAUCCGUCAAGUGUCGCGCGAGCAUCUCGACACGUCGCCCUACGACGAGGAGCUGUAUCAGGCGCCGGACCACCUGCCCCACCAGCUGCAACAGCACCAUCAGCAGCUCCAGCACCAGCCGCAGCCGCUGCAACGUCAGGGAACACUGCACGGUCAGGACCAACAGAUCCUUUACGAGCCCCAGCAGCAGCAAUCGCAGCAGCAACAACCACCACCACCACCACAGCAGCAGACCGCGACCUACGACCUUCAGCCACCGCCGAGCCACCAGCAACAACAGUUUCAUCACGGGGGCAAUUCGCCGCAGGCUCCUUAUCAGCCCGGCCAGGAGCCGCGUAUCGUAACCAGUCACUUUGGCUUGCAGCAAAAUCCCGAAACCAUCUCCCAGCUUUCGCACGAGUCACCGGUUACCGACCCUGACCAAAGAUCUGCCAAUCAGCAGCAGUCGGCGCAGAGCUCUCCCGCCGUGCACUACGCUUCUGCCCAAGAUUUAGACCCGUCCCUGUCGACCCCGAAAUUGCCUCCCAUCCAGGUGACCAACAACCAGGGUCAGACCCAGCAGCAAUCCGCAAUGGCUCCCCCCGGAGGAGCCUCGGCCCCGAGCCGACGCCUGGACAACGACAAGGCUCUGCGUGGACAAGUCGAACCGCCGCCCGGCCCGCCGCCCGGGUAUCGCCAAGGCGGCGUGCCCAUGAAUUCCAUGAGCCCUCUUCCGCCCCCACACGGCCAGGGUGGCCCCCAAAACCCCGCCUACCGAAGCGACAGGGCAUCGCAGUAUGAAGGGUCAGGUGUCGUCGAACAAGGCCGGAACAGCCCGCAGCCGUCAAACGCCGACCGCGAUGUUGACCCAGACAAGCAGUUCAAGGAUCUCCUCACCAAGUACAAGAAUGUCAAGCGACUCUACUUUGACGGCAAGUCGCAAAUAGAGCAGCUCACGAGCCAGGUGGAGACGCUUCAGAACGCCGUCGCGAAUCAACGCAUGUCGGCGUCACGUACUGCGUGGGACGACAACGAAUAUACAACUCGAUUCAACCGCCUCAAUGGCGCCAUCAACAACCUGGCGUUCAACAUCCGUAAGGACUGGCGCAGCCUGCCGCAAUGGCUCGAGGGCUACGUGAGCGCCGAUGCGCUUAAGACGGGCAAGCAGGAGAUGACUGCGGUCGGUCGGGCCAUUGUCUCGCGGUGGCUCGUGGAGGAGAUAUUCAACAAGUGCUUCCACCCGGCGCUCGACCCACAGCUCAGCUCCCAGCUCAAGGAGAUCGAGCUCAGUAUUCGCGGCAACGCCUACACCAUGCACAGCCAAGAAGAGUUCGACGCUCUCACGACCAAGGUGGUCAACUGGAGGAUGGCCACGUUGGAUGGGCUGCAGAAGAAGUUCAACUCGACGACGACGGACAAUAGAACGAUGUUUACCAGCAAAGCGACGUCAGACUUGACUACACACCUUUAUCAGCAUCUGACCAGUCCGCCACCUGCCGGGGUUGAAGGCAGUACGUCGAUGAUUGCGGAGCUGGCAGUGGCGAUCGCGUCGAAUCUACCGCUAGAGAGCCGCGACGUGGCCAUCAUGUACCCUCUACCCGGGGAGACGGUGCAACCGCACCUGAUGGAGGUUGAGAAAACGGGCCUGCCGGCUCUUGAGAACCAGAAGUCCGAGGUAGAUGCAGGCGGGGACGACGACGACGACGAGCCGGACAAGGACAAGGACAAGAAUGGCCGGGUGCGAGGUGACAAGGCCAAGGCCGGACUUCCCAACGACGCUGGCAAGGUGCGGCUCGCGGGGUUUGUUGCGUUGGAGGUCAGGGGGCGCCAGGUGCUGAUCAAGGCGCCGGUGUGGACGGUCUGA